Echinostoma caproni is the source of this 384-nucleotide messenger RNA. Lineage: Eukaryota; Metazoa; Platyhelminthes; Trematoda; Plagiorchiida; Echinostomatidae. The record is from the annotation of a GenBank genome assembly.
AUGGGGGGCUCGCAAUCAUCGUCUGGUGACCAUGGAAAAACACAAUCCGAGGAGGAACGUUUCCUUAUUGCAUGUCGUUCAGGCGAAUCCGCGCGCAGCUGUGGUUCAGCUCCCUUAUGGGUCGAAGGAAUCGCCACUUCAGGCACCACAGAUCGCGGCGGUUGGUUUCUACGUCCCACACCGACUAAUAACAACGUAGAACAGAAUAGAACAAUACAUGAUCGGAUCUCACCACUGUCUAUGAGUGGCAUUGAACCCCCGUUGCGAUUCGUAUGGCAGCUGGAUCCUCCACAACCCACUUCGGUUGCUCGACUCGCACACGUCCUUGAUGGAUUCAGUGUAGAAUCAAAUGAGGCAAGUUAUGGGAUGCUCAUUAGUACAUGA